Polyodon spathula (Mississippi paddlefish) is the source of this 1392-nucleotide messenger RNA. It is a transcript of the gene arl13a, whose product is annotated as ADP-ribosylation factor-like 13A. The transcript is spliced from 9 exons. The record is from RefSeq and is a predicted model, not a curated record. Gene Ontology annotation, cellular component: ciliary membrane; non-motile cilium. Gene Ontology annotation, biological process: non-motile cilium assembly; receptor localization to non-motile cilium. The coding region runs from base 43 to 1275 and encodes 410 amino acids. NCBI's taxonomy places the organism in Eukaryota, Metazoa, Chordata, Actinopteri, Acipenseriformes, Polyodontidae. Gene Ontology annotation, molecular function: GTPase activity; GTP binding.
UUAAAGAGGAGAUGUUGGCCCUUUUGCUGGCAUCCUCCCACCAUGUUCAACCUGAUGAGCAACUGCUGCAGCUGGAUCUCCAAGCUGCAGGAACCAGUCAGGAAAGUCACUCUGCUCGUGGUGGGUCUUGACAAUGCAGGCAAAACAUCCACAGUGAAUGGGAUCCUGAAAGAACCCCCAGGGGACAAUGCACCCACUGUGGGCAUGGCCAGGACUGAGCUGAAGGUGGACCAGUUCGAGGUGGUGCUGGUGGAGCUGGGAGGAGGGGUGCAGACGCGGGGGCUCUGGAAGCAGCACUGCAGAGAGGCUCAUGGGAUUGUCUUUGUGGUGGAUUCGAGCGACACCCAGAGGAUCAGAGAGGCUAGGGAACUGCUGACAGACAUGCUGAGGCACCCAAAGGUGUCAAGGAAGCCCCUACUGGUGCUGGCUAACAAACAGGACAAAGCCAACGCCCUGCUGGAGAGCGAGCUCAUCGAGGUGCUGUCCCUGGAGAGGCUGGUGAACGAGAGUCAGACGCUCUGCCACAUUGAGCCGUGCUCUGCCAUUGCGGAUGUGUGGCGCUGGUCGGACAGGAAUAGGCUGAAGGGACUGCGCUGGCUGCUGCGUGCGGUCACCCUGGACUACAGCAAUCUGUGUGCGCGCGUGGCGAGAGACACUGCCCAGUCGGUGGGCUGGGAGGAGAAAGAGCACAACAGGAAGGGCCAGCGAGGGCGCAGCAAGCCCAGGGAUGACAGAGUUCAAGGCAGCCAAACUGAACUUCCCAAGACAGACAAUUCCCAGCAGUGGGGGUACAAGCCCUUGCCCAGUGGGAAACUGCAGCCCAUUCGCACCAUCAUUAAAAAGAAGGAAAAUAAACUAAAAAACCGACUGAAAAAGAAAAAGAAGGUGCAGAUAGAGGACGCGGAGGAGAAUGAGAACAAGCUGCAAGAAAGCUUGGAUCAGAGCUGGCAGAAAGAAGGGAAAGCCAGCGGGGCUACCGGCUCUGUGUUGCCUAGCAACAGGGUGGGUGAAGUGCUCAGUAAGAGCCCGAAAAACAGCGAAGAGGUCCAGGAGCGACCACACCAACUGAGUACAGAAGAAUCGCCAAAAAAGGAAAAACUACAAAAGAAGAAGAGAAAGACAACAAAAAAGAAAAAUAAAAUAAAUACUGAGAAGACCCCAACACACCCGCAGCAGCCUGUGGACCUUUCUGCGACAUUUGAUCUCUACCGAAAAGCUAUAUUGUCCCUCAAAGCCAGACAAGAACAGAAUCAACGAGAAGGGAACAUCACUUAAGACUUAACUCAGCAGCCUUGCCCUGCUACUGUCCCUGCUUCCAGCCUGCACAUCCAAGAUCAGCAAUGCAUCUCUCUAAUGCCUUGUUUUCAUAGACAAAGGAAAUCCGAUAGUCCC